CACAAAAUGCAAUAUUUAUGAGCACAAGAGCAAACAUUAAUGUAGAUGAUUAACCAAAAAAAUGAAGAUAUAUCUAAAAUCUGACUCAGACAUCACAAGCCUCGACGAAUCAUCACCGAAACAGCCUACUUACUACGUUCAAAGCCCAUCACGUGACUCCGAAAAGUCUUCUUCGGUGGCACUGACGACUCACCAGACCACUCCCACAGAGUCUCCGUCACACCCAUCGUUUGCUAGCCGUGUAUCUAAUGGCGGUGGUGGAGGAUUCCGGUGGAAGGGACGGAGGAAAUAUCACGGCGGAAGAUGGUCUCCGGCUGAUAAAGAGGAAAGUGGUGAUGGACGGUACGACGAUCUUUACGAGGACAACAGGGGAGUCUCAGUUGUUACUUGUAGACUUAUUUUGGGAGUUGUUGCGACGUUGAGUAUCUUUGUUCUUCUAUGUUCGGUUCUCUUUGGUGCUUCUCAAUCUUUUCCUCCAAUCGUCUACAUCAAGGGUGUGAAUGUGCAUAGCUUUUACUACGGAGAAGGUUCAGACAGUACAGGAGUUCCAACAAAGAUCUUGAACUUUAAAUGUUCCAUGGAGAUCACAAUACACAAUCCUUCGACAUUCUUUGGCAUCCACGUCAGCUCCUCUGCCAUCAGCCUCAUCUACUCUCGUCAGUUCACGCUUGCGAUUGCGCAUUUGAAGAGUUACUACCAACCAAAGCAAAGCAAUCACACGUCCAUGAUCAACCUCGUUGGCUCCAAGGUUCCACUAUACGGAGCAGGAGCCGAGUUAGUUGCUUCAGACCAUAAUGGCGGAGUUCCCGUGAAGUUAGAGUUCGAGAUCCGAUCACGAGCCAAUAUUGUCGGACACUUGGUCAAGUCUAGACAUCGGGAACACCUCUCUUGCUUCUUCCUUAUCUCUUCCAACAACACAACGUUUGUAAAAUUCACCCACAAGACUUGUACUUGAUAGAUAUAUUUCUUCUUUUUUUGUUGUUGUGUAAUUUAACAGGUUCCCUUUGUUUUGUUUUUUGGUUGUUUGAUAUAUAUAUUUUAAAGAAAUAAACCCGUUAAAAACGGUUAGUUU
This is a messenger RNA of Camelina sativa (false flax), 1072 nucleotides long. RefSeq lists its product as uncharacterized. The record is from RefSeq and is a predicted model, not a curated record. Lineage: Eukaryota; Viridiplantae; Streptophyta; Magnoliopsida; Brassicales; Brassicaceae.